Notolabrus celidotus (New Zealand spotty) is the source of this 1341-nucleotide messenger RNA. RefSeq names its product YY1-associated factor 2-like. Gene Ontology annotation, cellular component: nucleus. Gene Ontology annotation, molecular function: transcription coregulator activity; DNA binding. NCBI's taxonomy places the organism in Eukaryota, Metazoa, Chordata, Actinopteri, Labriformes, Labridae. Bases 119 to 667 code for a protein of 182 amino acids. The transcript is spliced from 4 exons. The record is from RefSeq and is a predicted model, not a curated record. Gene Ontology annotation, biological process: positive regulation of DNA-templated transcription.
CCGUGUCACGUGACCGUCCUUCGACAGGAGUUUCUACGACAGCUGAGUAGCAGCUAAAUGCGUCUUUUCACCUGUAACAUUGAUCCUCCUCCACUCCAGCGGGUCGAAGUUUCUUCAAAUGGGAGACAAGAAGAGCCCCACAAGGCCGAAGCGGCAGUUGAAGCCGUCCUCCGACGAUGGCUUCUGGGACUGCAGCGUGUGCACGUUCAGGAACAGCGCGGAGGCGUUCAAGUGCUUAAUGUGUGAUGUCAGAAAGGGGACGUCAACAAGAAAACCACGUCCUGUUUCUCAGCUGGUAUCACAGCAGGUCAAUCAGCAGUUCGCACCACCAGCACAUCCCAAAAAGGAGAAGAAAGAAAAAUCAGAUAAAGACAAGAGUGACAAAGAACCAGCACUGAAAAAGAAAGGUCACAAAAAGUUGAGGCCAAGGCUAAAAAACAUAGACCGGAGCAGCGCCCAGCACCUAGAGGUCACAGUUGGAGAUUUAACAGUAAUUAUCACAGACUUUAAAGAGAAAGCCAAACCCAUGACAACUCCAGCAAGUGCUGCCUCAGCAGAACACCACAGCCAAAGUGGCUCCAGCUCUGAUAAUACUGAACGAGGGGUCUCCAGAUGCUCGUCGCCCCACGGGGAAGGCUCAUCGUCAAUUAACGGAGAGACUCACUAAUCUUGACACUUCCAGUCAGCACAGCCCAGCCCAUCAUUCUUCAGCACUCUCAACCAGAGAUUUAACUUCAAAAUGCACGUUUUUUUUUAUAAUGCUUUAAAUGCCAAUAAGAUAGCAUUCAUUUCUUUUUGGGUAAGUAUUUUUCACCACUACCCGUGAUGUUAAAGAAAUCAAGAGUGGGGACUUUUGCUUUGCGUUCAAUUCAAAGGACUGUUACAGAAAGAUCUAACAUGCCGAAAUGAAAACAUGAACUGCUGCAUCAAGUCCUCUGACGGUGGAACUUUGUCACAUGCUGUGGUGGUAUAUGUUAUAACACCUCAGUAUUACAGUAGCAUUGCACUCAGUUGGUGGCUGCUGCGCAGGAAACAAUGAGAGAAAAUAUGAAGAAGACAUCUCAGAAUUUCAGUCUAUCCUUGAAUUAUGUUAUCAUUUUUUGCACUUAAUGGCAUCCUGUUAUUCUUGAUAACAUUUGUAGCAUUAUUUCCACUUUCAGUUUAAUGUAACUGUGUUGGCUUUAUCCAGCUCUUGUGUGCCAUUGGGUGCCAAUCAUUGUUUUACUGUUUAACAUAUGAAAAAUGAAAUGCCUCUUCUUCACUUGGUAGAGUUGAGCAUGAUUUAAUCUAUAGAAUGGUUUAUAUUGUCAAAUAAUGUUAAAUAAAAUAAGUUGUAGACAC